AUGACAGACGCUAACGGCUACAUCGCAAAACCCUCUGGAGAGUGUUGCCUGAAGGGUUCGCUCCAUGAUGGAGAGCCGAGAGGGCGCUACGAGACCAUCGCUGGCGUCAACACGUAUAUCUCGUCGCCGCCUGCCGACAAGGCGAACGGUAACAUCGUGCUCUACUUUCCCGAUGUGUUUGGCUUCUUCACCAAUGGACUUCUCGUCAUGGAUGGGUUUGCCGAGGCUGGAUAUCUGAGCAUCGGCUUGGACUAUUUCCGUGGGGAUCCCGUGUACCUUCAUCGCAAAGACAAGAACGACACGACGACUGACCCUGGCUUUGAUUACGAGGCGUGGAAGGCAAAGCACACUGCCUUCGCGGAUGAGGCGACACCUGGAUGGGUGAAAGAUGUCAAGGCAAAGUACGGCAAGUCGACCACGAAGUUCGCUUGCGUAGGAUACUGUUUUGGCGCUCCUUAUGUAUGCAAUGAGCUUGCUGGGGAUACCGUCACCGCCGGAGCCUUUGCUCACCCAGCCUUCCUGAAGGACCAUCACUUCCACCAGCUGAAGAAACCACUGUUCCUCUCGUGCUCCGAGAUCGACCAUACCUUCCCGCCCGAGUCGCGAAACAAGGCCGUCGACAUCCUUCAGAAGGCUGGCAAACCCUACCAACUACAGGUCUUCUCUGGAGUAGAGCAUGGCUUCGCGCUGCGCUGUAAUCUGGACAACGCAUACGAGCGUUACGCCAAAGAGCAGGCAAGUGACCUCCAAUCUGGGCGAGAGUAG
This is a messenger RNA of Cyphellophora europaea CBS 101466, 765 nucleotides long. RefSeq lists its product as uncharacterized. Bases 1 to 765 code for a protein of 254 amino acids. Gene Ontology annotation, molecular function: hydrolase activity. NCBI's taxonomy places the organism in Eukaryota, Fungi, Ascomycota, Eurotiomycetes, Chaetothyriales, Cyphellophoraceae. The record is from RefSeq and is a predicted model, not a curated record. The transcript is spliced from 5 exons.